This is a messenger RNA of Oncorhynchus gorbuscha (pink salmon), 3101 nucleotides long. RefSeq names its product solute carrier family 22 member 6, like (gene slc22a6l). Gene Ontology annotation, cellular component: membrane. NCBI's taxonomy places the organism in Eukaryota, Metazoa, Chordata, Actinopteri, Salmoniformes, Salmonidae. The transcript has 11 exons. Gene Ontology annotation, biological process: transmembrane transport. The coding region runs from base 811 to 2520 and encodes 569 amino acids. Gene Ontology annotation, molecular function: transmembrane transporter activity. The record is from RefSeq and is a predicted model, not a curated record.
CAAGACGUUGGGACAUCUGUAUAUACAAAAGAACACUAAGUGUGUGCCUGUGUGUAUGAUGAUGGUGUAUGAUGCUGUUGACUCUCCAGUGGACAAGGGAUUAAUGCCACACAGCAAGGACUCUCCUUUUCCCUCAGCGGUCCAUGGAAAGAGUAGUUAAGACCUCAAGCGGUUUAACUGAGCAGGUUAUAAUCCAGAAAGAGUUUCCUCAGAAAAGCCAUAGAAAUUCCAGAGCAGAUUAACUAACAAUGCGUAGCAAAAACACUGUUUCUUUCCUGGUUCGAUUUUUUGGCUGUUGUUAAAGGGAACUUUUUAAAUAUAAUGUAACAUAUUGAAGUGAAUGGUCUGAAUGGACUCCAUGGAAUCUUGGUCUCUCUCUGAAAAAAAACUCUUGCUGUGAAGGCUGUGUUUGUUCACAGUAGGAUGCUUGCUAAAAUCUGGACUUUUCUUCAACAAAGGCAAGGCUGGUGCAUAACGGAAUCUAUAUAACAGCUUUUGUGUCUCAAGUGAAGUAUUUGAUUUAUUUUGAAGUCAAACCUUUUAGAUGUAAUUUGUCCAUAUGUUCUAUAAUGGGAACGAACAGGUAUGUUACCAUCUAUGCUUCCACUGGAUAGUCUUUUCUGAGGUAGGCUACAAGUCUCAUCAAGUGGAGAACAACAUUUUUUAAACGUGUUUUUUAAAAACUUGAGUGUUUUUACUCGCUGGCAUUUUUAGACGUGUUACAAAAGACGUUGAAGUGGAGAAUCACAUUCCUUUGCUUCAGCAACUUCUCUUCUCAAGCAAACCCACUUCUAGUUGUGUCUCACAGCCAUGGCCUUUGGUGACCUUCUAGAACAGGUGGGCAGCACGGGCCGCUUUCAGGUCCUGCAUGUCACCUUGCUCUGUAUGCCCAUCCUUAUGAUGGCCAGUCAUAAUCUGUUGCAGAACUUUGUGGCCUCAGUACCCCCACACCACUGCAGUGUCCACAGGAACCUGUCCCUGUCUAGUCUGAGCCCGGAGCAGGUUCUGCUGCUCACCGUGCCCCAGGACAUUAAGAACAGCGGGCCGGCGAGAUGCCUGCGCUAUGCCGCGCCCCAGUGGCAGCUCCUGUCAGAGAAUGGGACCUACAGUCAGAAGGUGAAGCGAGACAGUAGUAAUGAUACUGAAGGCCUUCUAGAUGCUGAGCUGCAGGGCUGUAAAGAUGGAUGGGAGUACAGCAUGACAGAGAUGAGUUCCACAAUUAUCUCUGAGUGGGACUUGGUCUGCGAUCUUCGCUCGUUGAAGCAGAUGGGACAAACCAUUUAUAUGGGAGGGGUGCUUGUGGGAGCUGUAAUCUUUGGGGGACUGUCGGACAGAUUUGGACGGCGUUUCCUGCUGCUAAUCUCCAACCUGUUGAUGGCAGUGGGAGGGACGUGUGCUGCCUUCUCCACCUCAUUCUCCGUCUUCUGCCUCUUCCGCUUCAUCACUGGCAUGGCCCUUUCUGGCCUGGGGCUCAACUCCUUCUCUCUCAUUGUGGAGUGGAUUCCCACAAGAGUGAGGACAGUGGUGGGUACAGGGACAGGCUACUGUUACACAAUGGGUCAGCUGAUCUUGGCAGUAGUGGCCUACUUCAUUCGGGACUGGCGCUGGCUAACGCUGGCUGUCUCCGUACCUUUCUACAUCACCUUCCUCUACUCAUGGUGGUUCCUGGAGUCUGCACGAUGGCUCGUCCUGAACAGAAAGUCUGAGCAAGCGGUCAAAAAUCUCAAAAGAGUGGCCCGAAUCAAUGGACGCCGUGAAGAGGGUGACAAAAUCAAUCUUGAAAUGCUGCAGGAUUCCAUGAAGAAGGAGAUGUCCUGCUCACAGGGCUCCUACUCUGUAGUAGACCUGCUCCGCACGCCCUCCAUGAGGAACAUCACCAUCUGUCUCAGUGCUGUCUGGUUCUCCACGAGCUUCGCCUACUAUGGUCUAUCUAUGGAUCUGCAGAAGUUUGGCGUGGACAUCUACUUGAUUCAAGUGAUAUUCGGAGCGGUGGACAUCCCUGCCAAAGUAGUGGUUACAGUGUCCAUGAGUAUAUUUGGGCGUCGGCCCUCACAGUGCGCUGCACUCAUAUUGUCUGGAGUCACCAUUUUGAUCAACAUAUUGGUGCCAUACGAAAAACAGACAGUGCGCACCACUCUAGCCGUGCUGGGUAAGGGGUGCCUGGCCGCGUCAUUCAACUGCUGCUACCUCUACUCUGGAGAGCUGUACCCCACCAUCAUCCGGCAGAAUGGCAUGGGCUGGGUGUCCAUGAUGGCUCGUGUAGGAGCGAUGGUGGCCCCCAUGGUGCUGCUCCUUGGGGAGGCUGUCCCGUGGCUGCCUGGCUUCAUCUAUGGGGUAGCCCCCAUCUUAAGUGGGGUGGUCGCCAUCUAUCUGCCAGAAACACUUGGUGCACCACUACCAGACACUAUCCAGGAUGUGGAUGAGAGAAGUUGCAAGAAAACAAUCCUCAAUGCCUCGCCCAAGAAGGAGGAGCUGGACAUGGUAGAUACCCAUAAUACCCUGUUCAAGGAAGCUGCCUGAAGACUCAUCAAAUGUUACUGACCUUGCCUGUAUAGUCUAAAUAGAUACUAAAGUUGCUUGCUCUACAGCUUUUCCACAAAGACUGUAAGGUAGCAAUCAAUAUUGUAACUGGUCCACUGGUGUAGGAGGAAAUUACCAUGAUUUGUUUUGGAAGACUGACGAACUAUGAGCUACGUAGAAUAAUGAAAUGAUCUGCUGUGGUACAUUGUGGUCUGUUUAACAUUUAAUAUUUCAACAGUAAAACAUGAAUUAAUGCUAGAUUGUGAGUAAAUAAAUAUAUGCUACAGUAUAUUGUGUAUUCUAACUACAACUUUAUUUGCAUCUUUCUAUGGGCCAGGCCUAUAUUUUUAUGUUCUAUACUAGUAUGCAUUCCUUAAAAUAAUGACAAAGUUAUCCUCACCUUCUAUCAGUAUAAUCAGUAUGAAUGGUCAUAGCCAUGUGGCUAUAUUGUGACUGUGGCACAAUUUCCGUUACAGUCCAUGAAACUGGUCAUCUUGACUGGGCAUGGUAUUUGUAGCUGGAAUCGGUUUGUGUAGCUUAGGCCUACAGUAUAUCAGGUAGAAAAUAAAAUGUCAGAUGUU